Messenger RNA from Owenia fusiformis, 1468 nucleotides. The record is from the annotation of a GenBank genome assembly. NCBI's taxonomy places the organism in Eukaryota, Metazoa, Annelida, Polychaeta, Sabellida, Oweniidae.
CGGAAGUUAAAAUAAAUCAUCGACCAAUCACGAUUGAGAACAGUCUUCAUACAGGAUGAACUUUGACCUACUUCCAAAAGUCACUCGGAAAAUAGAAAUUUCCACAUAAUUUCCUGUAAUUGAUUCAAGAAUAUGUUUACACGUUCCAAACUAGUCCAAACUGCUAGAUUAUGUGCUAGGCUAGCCAGUGAUACCACAAAUGGGCGGCUAUCAGGGAAAGUGGCAGUCGUAACAGCUUCAACAGAAGGCAUUGGUUAUGCUAUUGCACGACGUCUAGGUCAGGAUGGUGCAAAAGUCAUGAUCUCAAGUAGAAAGCAAAAGAAUGUUGACAGAGCACUUGCUGAACUAAGAUCAGAGAACCUUGAAGUCAGUGGAAUGGUCUGUCAUGCUGGAAAGUCAGAGGACCGUGUCAGUUUAAUAGAAGAAACUGUUAAGCAAUAUGGGGGAUUGGACAUUCUUGUAUCAAACGCAGCUGCAAACCCAAUAUUUGGGCCUAUACUAGAUUCUACCUCAGAACAAGCCUGGGACAAAAUAUUUGACAUUAACGUAAAAGCUGCAUUUUUCUUCGCAAAGGAAGCUGCGCCACAUAUAGAGAAGAGAGGGGGAGGAUCUAUUGUGUUUGUCACCUCCAUUGCAGGAUUUGCACCAUUUGAGCUAUUAGGAGCAUACUCUGUAAGCAAGACAGCCCUACUGGGUUUGACUAAAGCCAUGGUACCACAACUUGCUGGAAUGAACAUCAAUGUAAAUGCAAUAGCCCCUGGGGUCAUCAAAACUGGAUUUAGUGAAACAUUAUGGAAGACUCCAGAGAUAGCAGAGGAGGCCUUGAAGACAAUCCCAUCAGGCAGGUUUGGUGUCCCAGAAGACUGUGCAGGGACUGUGUCCUUCCUUGUUUCUAAAGAUGGACAAUACAUCACGGGAGAGACAGUAGCAAUCACGGGAGGAAUGCAGUCCAGACUUUAACCUGAAGAAAUUAUUUUGGUUAAGUUUAAGUAAUUAAGUAAAUUUAAGUUUCAGUAAAAAAUAAUCAGGUUUGUGCAGGUCAAUGCAUCUUUGAUUGCAGGCCCGUAGCAAGCUUUUGUCAAAAGGGGCUGACUUUUCAAAAAAGUUCAGGGAAGUUCACAUGAAAAUUGCUUAGAAAACUGCAUGAAUUACAAACAUGUAGAUUAAAAACGUGCUGUAUAUGUUUUCCAACACAGUAUUCCGAAUAAUAGGGAUAAAUUUUAUCUAGCUGAUGUAAAUACAUGUAUUUAAUGUAAAUGUGUAUAUAUGCAACCUAAUUUGAUUAAUUGAUUAUAUUUUUUAUAAAUAAACUGAAUCAACAAAACAUUUGUACAUGUACAGUGUAUGUUUAUCCAUCUCAUUAGAGAAUUUUCCAUAAAGUUUUGAUUUUGAAAUCUCUGGGAUUUUAAGAGAUUUGCAUACUGUAGUUGUAGUUUGUAACUGUUUCAAGUCGGUGACAUGUUUUUUU